AUGUCAUACUUUACAUUUGAGGUGAAAGGUGAACAACAGUUGGCCAAUUAUUCGCCUCGCGAAUUAUAUUCGAACGCAAGUUCAAACAUCGACGCAACACUUGCGAUCAACAGAAUAAUCUCAUCCUGCUUUAGUGAAGAAGCACUCUGCGAGAUCAAGAAGGUCACAAUGAUUCCUUUGACGAAAUUGGUCACUCCGUUUGAGAACACGAGAACUCAGAAAAUUCCCCGACCACAAAACAGCUUUGUCAUUUACAGAAGAAACGUACAAGUGCAAUUAGCUGCCGAAGGGAACAAGAUGUCCAACAGAAAAUUAGACACGGUCUCAAAGAUCGCAGGAAAACGCUGGCAGGAAGAGCCCAACGAAGUCAAAGAAUUAUUUGGUCUUAUUUCCGAGUGUGCUAAGAAGGUGCACAAUUUUUUGUACCCCGAUUAUGUUUACCAUCCCAGGAGAAGUGCCACAACAAGCACUCCCAUGAUUUUCUCCUCAUUUCAUGGAGUUCCUAUGAUCCGUUGGAAAAAUGUUUCUUCGAAGCACAACUACCCGCGAAUCCCUUAUUCUUCUUCUUCCUCCGUCAUUCCCACCAACUCUACUGAAUUCUUUUCAACCCCCCUCGAUGACCAAUUGGAAUCAUUCCUGUCAAUGUCUCUUAACACGACAAAUCAGUGA
Molecule: messenger RNA, 669 nt
Organism: Acaulospora colombiana
Lineage: Eukaryota; Fungi; Glomeromycota; Glomeromycetes; Diversisporales; Acaulosporaceae
Source: the annotation of a GenBank genome assembly